Messenger RNA from Phycomyces blakesleeanus NRRL 1555(-), 1074 nucleotides. RefSeq lists its product as hypothetical. Gene Ontology annotation, molecular function: protein binding. Bases 1 to 1074 code for a protein of 357 amino acids. The record is from RefSeq and is a predicted model, not a curated record. The transcript is spliced from 4 exons. Lineage: Eukaryota; Fungi; Mucoromycota; Mucoromycetes; Mucorales; Phycomycetaceae.
AUGGGCAUAGAUAACAGUCUUGGUACCUUGAAAUCAUUCAAAAAUAUUAAGCCAGCAUCCUGCGAAUGGGAGUUUCCCAGCGUGCUACCUUCGAGCACGAUACAGGAUUCCAUUAAUAACGACUCGUUAAAUAUAUCGGUGCACAUUAAGCAAGAUCCCGCCAACCCAAAAGAGCAUUUCUUAACCGCUUAUAUACCAGAGUCAGUUGUUAAAGAAACAAACUACCUUCCACCACAUGAUGCGACAGUCUAUGUCUUUGAAAAUAUAGAAGAAACGGAUCUUUCAGAAUAUCAGUCGUUUAAUUGUCAUAAAUCCAAACUGACAGAGGCUUCAGGCUGGUUCAAACAAGUAUUUAAUGAUGCCGAAGGGCCUACAACAAACGAAGCAAUCAUAAGAGGAAUGGACCCAGAAAUAUUCAAAAGGCUAUUACAAUAUAGUUACACGUUAACCUGCGACAUAAUGAACAUCGAAGACGCCCUCACCUUAAUCGAAGCAGCAGAGCGCCUUGAAUUUAAUAAUCUUAUUAAGCAAGGAUUUCAAUAUUUGCAAACAAACAUUAACUCUAGUGCUAUUUGGAACAUCUGGAAGGUUGCAGACGUAUAUGACUGCAAAAAGACCAUUGAAGUGUGCAAAGAUUACCUAAAAAGAAACAUUGUUUCUAUCCUUAAAGACACCUCCUGGUUAAGGACAGACGUCGAUUACGCUUUACGGGCACUAAAUGUCGAUGGUCUACCAGAGGCUGUAAACGAAGCUAUUUUUCUUGAUGCAACUCUUAUUUGGAGAGAAUGGCAUAUCCAAGAGAUAGAGAGAAAAACAAUAUAUAUCGACUCAUGGCAGUAUGAAAGACAAGAGCAACAAGAACGAGAAGAAAUAGAUCAUAAAUUUGCUUCUAUGGUUCGCUGUAUAAGGUUUUCUCAGAUGGUUAAAGAGGAUUUACGUUACAUAAGUAACAAUAUACAGUACGUAAUGAACGUUGAAGGAAUUCCACGAAUGAUUGCUAGGGCCUUUCGAAAUAUACAAUUUGACAGUAAAGAGACCAUUCCAAAAGAAUAUCAAAAGCGCCAUAUACAUUAA